Messenger RNA from Austrofundulus limnaeus, 1179 nucleotides. RefSeq names its product TNF receptor superfamily member 13B (gene tnfrsf13b). The transcript is spliced from 4 exons. Gene Ontology annotation, biological process: B cell homeostasis; negative regulation of B cell proliferation; hematopoietic progenitor cell differentiation. Bases 31 to 819 code for a protein of 262 amino acids. The record is from RefSeq and is a predicted model, not a curated record. Gene Ontology annotation, cellular component: plasma membrane. Lineage: Eukaryota; Metazoa; Chordata; Actinopteri; Cyprinodontiformes; Rivulidae. Gene Ontology annotation, molecular function: protein binding.
UGUGUGUGUCAGUUUGAGAUACCAGGGCAGAUGUCUGCAAGAUGCAAAGAGGGUGAACACUUGGAUGGCUUGACCAGACAAUGCAUACCCUGUCGCAUGGUCUGCCAGCUGUCACAUGUAAUCCCCAGAUGUGCCAGUUACUGUGAGUCUGCCCUUUGUACGGUUAAGCCCGGCCACUACUUUGACAGGCUGGUGAAGAAGUGCGUGAGGUGUGCAGAAAUUUGUGGCAGACAUCCUGCAGAGUGCUCCCAGUACUGUUCCACUACGCCCCAUCCUGUGCCCACCAAACGGCUGCAGGCUAAAGUUACCAUGGAAGUGAUGAAAAACAGGAUGCCUCCAGGACUAGCUGACUCCACCAUCCAGCUCUACUCCCUCCAGGCUGUGUGCAUGGGGCUGCUGCUUUUCAGUUUAUCUCUGGCCUUGGUUGUCUUUCUGAGAAGAGGCAGAAGCUCCAGCACAAAACCCCCAAAGGCCAGUGACAACAAGCAGAAAUGUACAGUCCAGUCAGGACAGGAGUUUGGAUUUCCAGACAGUCAGACAGGAAAGAGCUCCAAGGAUUUUCAAACAGUCCCAAACUAUCCAAACUGUCGUGAACCAUCUGAUGAUUCCAACCCAGUCGAAACCUGUGUUUGUGUCCAUUGCUUCCCUGACCUGAGAGUACUCAACCCGGACAGCAACCGACCACAGAGAAUGCCCUACUCCUUCUACCAGCAAGCCGUCCUCCACAGAGCCCACAUCCAAAAUGGAGGGUCCAUCUGGACCGAGGAGAACCUGGCCCGUCCUCAGAUGGAGGUCCAGGAGGAAGUGGCACUGGGAUAACGGUUCAUUUGAGCUCACUAAAUGAGUCUUACAAUGAAAGAUUAAAGGUUGCCAGCUGACUCAGAUUUUACUGAGAAGGUUGCUCAGCUGUUGAAGUUAGGCAAUCUUUGUUUCUGCAAUAUUUAGAACAAUACCUGCCUCUGUCAUUUGUUUUUGUUUUGUUUUAAUGUCAAACUGAGUCACUAGCAGACACAUAUCUAGAACAAAUGUAAUUGGAAUGCUAAGACACCAGGAUGUAGCAAUAAAGAUGUUCAUGACCCUGAUAUAAUAAACAUUAGCCAUGUUUCCAUCAACAUUUUUUAAUGCGCAUUUUGAAGUAUUGCAUUAGAAAAGGCAAAUGGAAAUGGCAAGAUUCGAAAA